Parnassius apollo (apollo) is the source of this 1551-nucleotide messenger RNA. NCBI's taxonomy places the organism in Eukaryota, Metazoa, Arthropoda, Insecta, Lepidoptera, Papilionidae. The record is from the annotation of a GenBank genome assembly.
AUGAAGGUUAUAUUAAUAAUACUUUCGUUAGUAUUUACUUUAACGAACGCUGCCGAUGAGCUUCCUUUAGCUGAAGCGUGCGAUCCAGAAUUAUGCAAAUUACCAAGUUGUCGUUGCUCGUCAACGGAUAUACCAGGAGAUCUUCAGCCUAGGGAUACUCCACAGUUUGUUGUCUUAACGUUUGACGAUGGCGUUAACAUCCUCAAUAUUGAAACUUAUCGCGAAAUCGGAUACAAUCGCCUCAACAAGAAUAAUUGUCCGAUAGGCAUCACUUUCUUCAUAAAUCAUGAGUACACCAACUAUCAACUGGUCAACGAGUUGUACAACCAACAUUUUGAAAUUGCACUACAUUCAGUUAGCCACCAAACGCCACAGACCUACUGGGCGGAGGCGUCUUAUGAUGAUAUGAUGAAAGAGUUUGGCGAUCAAAAAUUACAAAUGGCUCAUUUUGCAAAUAUUCCAAUCAGUGAAAUUAAAGUUUUUGUCGCGAUAGCAGUUGCAGAUGGCAAUGAUAGGGAACUCCCUCUAGCAGAGACAUGUGACGAAGAUCUUUGUAAAUUGCCAAAUUGCCGAUGCUCGUCUACCGAAAUUCCCGGAGGAUUAGAACCAAGAGAUACUCCCCAGUUUGUUAUACCUACAUUCGACGAUGCUAUCAACAUACUCAACAUGUUAAAUUACCGCGAAAUCCUGUACAAUCGGCAAAAUAAGAACAACUGUCCAGCCAGUGCCACCUUCUACAUGAGCCAUGAGUACACAGACUAUCAACUGGUUAACGAACUCUAUAACCAAGGCUUCGAAAUUGCCCUUCAUUCCAUUUCUCACCAAACUCCUCAGACAUACUGGGCUGAAGCAACUUAUGAUGACAUGUUGAAAGAAUUCGGAGACCAAAAACUUCAAGUUUCUCACUUUGCCAAUAUUCCCGAAAAUGCUGUUCAAGGAGUUCGUAUUCCGUUCCUUCAAAUGACCGGAAAUGCCAGUUUUCAAGUAAUGGCAGAUGUUGGUUUAAAAUACGACUGUUCAUGGCCAACAACUCGUUACGUAGAUCCAGGACUGUGGCCUUAUACUUUAGACUAUGCUUCGAUCCAAGAUUGUAUUGUUCCCCCUUGUCCAACUGCGUCAAUACCUGGUGUUUGGGUGUUACCUAUGGUCGCCUGGACUGACUUGCAGGGAUUCCCUUGCUCCAUGGUCGAUGCCUGUGUAUUUGUACCACCACAUGACGACGAAGAAAAAUGGUUCCAAUUCAUACUAACUAACUUCGAAAGGCAUUACCUCGGCAAUCGAGCUCCUUUUGGCUUUUACGUACACGAAUGGUACCUCGCUACCUACCCCGCUGUGAAAAGAGCUCUAGUCAGAUUCUUGGAUUUAGUUAAUAAUCUCAAUGAUGCUUUCAUGGUGAGUUCGGGUGAAGUCAUUGAUUGGGUACAAAACCCUAUCCCAUUAGAGGAAUAUGUUAAGAAGGACUGCAAAACAUUCGUACCAACGGUUUGCCAACGUACAAACUGUGGACCUUUAAGUUCUUCUCAUAAUGAGGUAGGUAUUGGACUUGACUGA